Molecule: messenger RNA, 2648 nt
Organism: Electrophorus electricus (electric eel)
Lineage: Eukaryota; Metazoa; Chordata; Actinopteri; Gymnotiformes; Gymnotidae
Gene: gab3
Product: GRB2 associated binding protein 3
Biological process (GO): signal transduction
Cellular component (GO): cytoplasm
Molecular function (GO): signaling adaptor activity
Source: RefSeq, a predicted model, not a curated record
AUAUGAAGAGUGUGCUGUACUAACAAAGCGUGAGGUUCCCUGUUACUCGCUUUGCUCAGAGGAACCAACAGCCCAGGAAACCAGUGAAGAACCUCCGCACAGUUAUCCAAGCUGAGCCAGCGUCUGUCGGUUUCUCUGACAGGCACACACACACGGUCAUGUGCCGCUUGGUCACUAGAUACUGAAAUGAGGGGCAUCUCUUCCUAGACACACACACACACACCGUGCACGCAAAUACAUGCUGUGCUCUCUAUCAGAAUCACGCAGGUUUUCAUGUAAACACACUCUCAUCUUACCGUUUCUCACUGCUCUUCUCUUUAAUUCUAUCUUUACAUCUCUCUCCCCUCCCACUCUCUCUCCCCUCCCUUUCUCUCCCUUUCUCUCACUCCCUGAUCGAUGCUCUUAGUUCCUUCUUUAAUCGCUGGAGGCUGCAAACAGGAUUAGCUGUGUAUUCAGACUGCAACCAGUUCUGCGCACGCACACUCUGACACAAACACACACAAUCACAAGUGUGCCGGACGCAGGCAUGAGUGGAGGGGACGUGGUUUGCACUGGAUGGCUUGUUAAAUCCCCACCGGAGAAGAAGCUCAAGAGAUACUCAUGGCGUAAACGCUGGUUCGUACUAAGACGUGGACGGAUGAGCGGUGAUCCAGAUGUGCUGGAGUACUUCCGCAGUAAAAACUCACGGAAACCCAUCCGGACCAUCGACCUCCAGGAGUGUGAGGUCACGGCCCAGGUGGACCCCUAUCCAAUGAGACGUCCUAUCCCCGACCAGCAUCUGUUCGUGGUGAAGACAUCCACGCGCGCGUUCUACCUGCUGGCCAAGACAGCAGAGGAGAUGAACUGCUGGGUCCGUAGCAUUACUCAGAUCUGCUCCUUCAGCACCCUGGACGACAGCACAGACUCAGUGGACAGUCUUGCACACACCCCUUCCUCCCAGCCCUCUCCUGCCCUCUCUCCUCAUGUCCCGCUCAUAUCCAAUGAGGGAGCAGUUACCAACGGCGACUCUGCUGUCAGAGACGUACCCAGCGAAUCAGACAGCAGCCCUACCCUUGACUACCUCUUCCUCUCUCAGUGCGAGACUGGCAAGAGGACCAUGGCCAGGUGUGACAGCAUGUCCAACUCUGAGCGUUCCUUGGAGCAGAGCUCGUUGGAGAACAUGUCUGAGGACGUCUUCAGCCCCACCCUGUGCACAGACCCUGCUCCGUCCCCCUUCAACAUCCUGUCUGCCUCCGCCUACACCAUGGGGGACGUGUUCAGAUUCGAUCGCCCUUUCUGUGUUACCCCUGACUCCCACACACCUCCUCCCCUACCCCCAAAACCAACUCACCUAUCUGAUCACCAUGGUAACGACGAUGUGUGGUGUAACCAUGGGCAACCAGGCAUUCUCCCACGCAGGACAUCACUGUCAGGUCUUGAGCAUUUCAGAAGAGGAGAGAUUGAAUUCAGCGCAAAAGGACACUUGAACAAAAGACUCAGUCUCAAUCUGCCUAUGUUUUGGGGAAAUGCUGUGUCUGACAACCAAUCAGAAGACUCUUCAUAUAUGCCCAUGGCAUCUCCACCAAUCAUCUCCUCAGAUUCUGCAUCAGAUGAGUACAUACCAAUGAGUCCUUCCUCCCUGCCUGUCUCACUCCUAUCCAAUGGUAAAGCAGAAUCGUCUCUUCCUCCUGCCCCCGAUGUGGAGCCUCCUCCAGUGAACCGCAGCCUCAAACCCAGGAGGCGGGUGAAGCCACCUCCCCUUGACCUGAGAGGGCUGUCGACCAUAAGAGAGUGCCCCGCCCACCACCCUCUCGCUCGCACGAUGACUGAACCAAGAUGGUGGGGGCGGGGCUUAAGCAGUGCCGAACAGGAAGCAGGGAUCACGUCUGGGUCGCUGUUUGCUGUGUGUGACUCCGCCCCCUGGCUGAGCCAUUCUCACCUCGAUUACCUGUCCCUGGACUUUGACUCCGCCUCCCCCUCACCUGUGCAGAAGGCUCUGCUGGACGAACAGCGUGUUGACUAUGUCCAGGUGGACGAGAAGAAGACCCAGGCGCUCCAGAACACCAGGACAGAAUGGAAGGACAUCCGGCAGUCCAAAGUGUGAAAGACCAGCGGGGUCGCCGCGACCACGUCCGGAGCCUUGGACAACCGAAGACAGCGUCCCGCGUGAGGGACACACUGCGGUGCUGAGACGCACUGAAACAUGUUUAUUUCUCGCAGAAGCCGAGAGUGGCCGGUGUUGGUCACAGCUUCACUGGGUAGGACGUGUACAUGUGGGACUAUAUCACAUUCGCUGCCAGGGUUGGCUCGAGCUUCAGAGAUCAGUGUAAACGCGCCUCAGCUGGUCACUGUGAGAAGAACCGAGCACUCGGAAUGCGGAUUUCCAGAAGAGGACUUAACUGGGACCCUGCAGCGCUGUGUGUCUGGAAUCAUGAACCGUCUGCUGUACUUCCUGUGAUUUGCAUUUUGCAAUAUUUUAAGCAGAUGCCUUUUCACCAAUAGCAUGACAGGGUCAAAAGGUGUCACUACUGACCACACAUAUCCUUGUCAGAUCUGACAAAGGUCUGAUUUGUACAGGUGUGUGUGUCUUGGGCACAUGGGUGUACCGUGUGGUGUUGUCACUGAGGGCACUGUGAUCUCAUGGUCAUUAUAUCACCAUGAUAAAAACA